Dimorphilus gyrociliatus is the source of this 4275-nucleotide messenger RNA. NCBI's taxonomy places the organism in Eukaryota, Metazoa, Annelida, Polychaeta, Dinophilidae. The record is from the annotation of a GenBank genome assembly.
AACAGUUGUAUUUCACCAGAAUACCAACCUUACCAAACAAAUCGCUUUAUAAACUUUUAUAAAAUGGCGACCUCGUGUGAAACAAAUACAUUGUCAUGUUCUGACAAUACUCAAGGAACAGAAGCAAGUUUAAAUCAUAAUUUUAAGACUGUUAUAUCGAAAAUGAUGAUGGAUUCGAUAGAGAAAAUAGACAAAAAAGUGAAAGAUGAUACAUUAGAAAAGAGUCUUAUCAGCAUAGAAAACUUAGUUCCUAGUGAAAUUGAUGGUGAAAAUUCUCAAGAAAAGAAAGAUUUGAAGCUAACGGAAGAUUUUGCUAUAUAUUUAAAGGAUUAUCAAAAUGAUUUUUCUGAUAAUGCAUGGGAAGUUAACAAUGCAACUGAUUUUGUAUUUAAAAGUUUAAGGAGGGUUAGAGAGACACAACAUUUCAAAAAUAUGAAUUUUAAACAUUAUAUAGCUGAUUUGGAUGAAGGAAUUUUCAUGUUUAUGACAUUAUUUAGAAUUGUAAUUUCAAUGCAUGAAAAAUUUUUGAAAACGAUUUCUGACUUGAAGGCGAGGCGUUGGAGAUCAGAUAUGUAUUCUCACAAAUUAAAUCAACUGUAUGAAGAAAUUAAAAGGAACAGAGAUAAUAUGCAAGCAAAACUUAAACCUCUAAUUGGAGAUUUAUUAUUUAUUGUGCAAUUUCCGAAACCGUUUCUUAAGGGACAAUGUAACGACAUAGUACUCAGAAUAUUAGGAGGCAAAAAAGCAAAAACGCAAUUCAAAGUGAAAGAAUUAGAUUGUAAAUUAAUAUUUUUCGGUAACAGCUGGAAAACUGAAUGUAGCAGUUCAAUGCAACUAAAAUAUUACAUUCUAAAUUCAUCGACACAAAUAACAAAUCUUUUAGAUUCAUUAAUUGUAGAUGACAAAUGUAUCAAAAGCCAGUUUUCAGUAGAGCCUUAUGAAGAAGAAAUUGGAAACUUUCAAUUGGAUAAAUCAUGGUUUCGCUAUCAUUUAAAGUUUACCGCAAAGAUAAAUAUAUUUGACGAAGAUUACGUUAUAGAAACCUUCUCUCCAAUGACAAACUUUGAAGAGGAAACCUCCGACAGUUUAGGAGCUUUAUUUUGGUAUGAAAACUUUUCUCUGAAAGAUUCUUUCAACGGAUUAUACGAUGUAAAAGAAACAGUUAAGGAGGAUCUAUUCUUAGAAUGUUUGGCGAAAUAUUUCUCUGACAGAACUCAGUUAAACUUAUUGGAAGAUCAUUUGCAAUAUCUUAAGUGUCAAUUUAAUGUGGUAAACCAAAAGAUUGAUCAAAGGCAAUUUUCAAAUGUAUGCAUACGUCAAAAAUUUAAGGUCUGGUACUGGUUUUUGUCUUGUAUAAAUACAAUACAACAUCCACAAGUCAAAUACUGUUGGGAGCGGAAGUUAAUUUACGGAUUUAUAUCAAAGGCGAAGGUUGAAAACUUAUUGAGAUUGAAGAAAGCUUGCAGAUCAGCUAUUAUACGAUUUUCUGAGACGUCAAUCACAGAGAAUCAUGCAUCAGAAUCAGAGUGUGGAAAUGCAUCUAAUCAUCCAUGUUGUAAUUUAGCACUGGCAGUAGCUUACAAACAGGCUAAUAAUGAAGUGAAAAUUGAGCACUGUACUGGCCCAGAUAUUUCAUAUUUGACAAACACGCCUUUACUCAAAUUUGUAGAACUCCUUUUUAAAGAGAGGAAAGGUGUUGACGAUUCAGUACCCUUACUUGUCCCCUUUCCCGAUCAUCAGCAUUUCGAUACAGGAGUUGAUAUAGGAGCGUAUGACUCGGACAAUGAGUAUGACGAUAAUCCAAAUAUGAGUCGCGGGAAUAUUCGAGACGCACCCCUCGAUUGCAAGGUAUAUGUAGGAGAUUUGCCGAAGGACGCGACAGAAAGAGAAUUAGAAGAAGCCUUCUCCUAUUAUGGAAAAUUACGUAAUGUAUGGGUAGCAAGGAAUCCGCCAGGUUUUGCCUUCGUCGAAUUUGAAGAUGCGCGAGACGCUGAGGAUGCUGUUCGAGAGCUGGACGGAUCGAGAAUAUGCGGGGUAAGAGCAAGGGUAGAACACUCUAAUGGUAAAAUUAGGCCAAAACCUUGGCUUAGGGAUGGGAGAGGACCUCCUAGAAGAAGAUAUGAUCCUUAUUAUGACAGAAGAGAAUCAAGAAGAAAUGAUAGGCGCAGCUUCGCAACCCCUUUCGUACACAUUUCGUAUACUUACUGUGUAGAUCGCGGUCGUAUGAAAGAAGAAGAAGCUAUUCGAGGAGCAGAAGUCGUUCCCGUGGUAGAAAAGAAAGCAGAUCAAGAUCCGGCUCAAGAAGACGAUCAUACAGCCGAUCUCACUCCCGUGAACGCACCCGAAGCCCAGAAAGAAGGGAACUUAGACGUAGCCGCUCUCCUAAUUAUGAAAGAAGUAGAUCUCGCUCUCCCGGAGCAGAUUAUGUUAGGGAGGGUUCAAAGCACCGAAGACAUUGAUUCUUCAGUAGAGAUUUGCAGCUUGAUCAUGGACCGAUUUUUGGUUUACGUUCCCAUAAAAGACUACGAAACAUACUAUAAAAAAAUUGGAGAACAGAUUCUUAAACUUGUAUCCCGUCUGCUGAAGUCAUCAGUUUCAAGUGCUAAAGAAGAAUUUUCUCAAAGUAAUGGAAAAGUAGAAGAAACUUUACAAAAAUUAACGUUUUGCUCAGACUUGGUUUCCAAUCAAAUAAGAUCAGCGGAUGGAUUAUCUAAAGCCAACGAAAAAUGCGAAUUUAGUUUUAAUUGUGAGUUUAAUGGAAAAAAUCAGUUUAAAUCCAUCAACGGAAGGAAAGUUAAUAAACGAGUUGGAGGAAGACUUUCUCAGAAUUUAAAAUGGCAUCUUGGCAAUUUCAAUGUUGGAAAUCUAUUGAAAGGCAUUAGUAAUGAUUUCUCUUUCCUAUUAGGCACGGCAAUUUCUGCACAAAAUUUUGCUACUGAAAGUGAUGCUGAAAAAAUGAAAAUGAAGAAAAAAAACUUUGUUGUGGUCUCAUUUUAUUCGCAAGUUAUUCAUAAAUUAUCAGCCUUAUAUAAUAAUCGAUUAGUUGAUUGCGGAACAAACAUUGCUAAAUUGAUUAUCAAUUACUACAGCCAAAAGAAGAAAAUUGAUGAAGAUUAUGGAGAGUCCUUUACGAAAGAAUUAAAAGAUCUUAAUGAUAAUUUUGAGAAUUUAAUUCAAGUUUUUUUCCCAGUUCAAACGUUUACAGACGAGCUUUGCCUCACUUCAAACUUUGAUGAUCUGUCCAUUGGUUUAUUAUCAAACCAAAUAGAUUUUACAGUUGAGAUAACCGCUAAUCUGCAAGCAUUUGUUGUUUCUUUGAACGAAGAGCAUUUUCCAUCAGUUGAACGUGCUCUUCUAAAGGGGUUACUAAACAAGAAUAUACAGGUUUCUCUCUUAUCUUCUAACAUUUGGGCGUGUCUUUUUCGCAUAGUCUCCAGCAAAAUUCAAAGUGAUCAUUUGCAACUAUGUAUAGAUCUCCUUUCUCAUGCACCUAUUAAUUGUCAUUGCCCAAGAUUUGUCAUUCUUGGUUGUCAUUUUACUCGGCUGUUUUCAAUUUUAUCAAACGAUGAACAGGCUGCUUUCAUACAAAAUCAUUCCAUUGAUAAGUUUCCGAAUCUAUGGAUAUUUUUACCUUUACACCAUCUUUCUGAAAAUACUUUUAUGAAACAUUUACAAGAUAUUUUAGAACGAUGCCUGAAAUUUUUUGAGAAGCUAAACGGGAAUAAUCAAUGCAAAAUUGAUGAUAUAAAGCAACUUUUUUGUACAAUUAAUAUCACUGUAAACAUACUACAAGAGUGGAUGAAUACUGAGUAUAAGUGUUCUGGGAAUGUUGGAGAAAAAUUAUCUAAGCUCUGCGAACAAAUCGAUUUGUUCUGUGGUAAAAAUUCUCUCGAAUCGUCUUAUAUCUUAGAGUUAUGCUAUAUCAAUGCCAUACUUCUUUCGGCUCAUAUACCACAUAUCUAUUGGAAAAAUAGAUCAAUGUUUAACGAUUCAGAUCCUCUUGUAAGCACACCUAGUUUGCUUGAUUUUUUCAGAUUCUCAAGGGUUUUUAAAUAUGAUGAUGUCCUUAAAAACUCAGUUCGAAAAGAUACUCGAGUUCAAAGAGAACUCUGCGAUAGCUUUAAGAGCGUAAUUGAAUUGGUUUAUUCACAGCACGACAAUAUGAAGAAAGAAUUGUCUCCAAAGGCGUUCCAAUCUGCCAAAGAUGUUCUUGAUAACUGUUGUCCAGAUAAAACCUAUAAUCUACCGGAAUUGAAUGAUAAGGUAUCGUACUAA